This is a messenger RNA of Coregonus sp. 'balchen', 5719 nucleotides long. Lineage: Eukaryota; Metazoa; Chordata; Actinopteri; Salmoniformes; Salmonidae. The record is from the annotation of a GenBank genome assembly.
AUGGUCCUGCUGGUGCAGCGAUUCGGUGAGCUGAUGCGCAAGCUGUGGAACCCACGGAACUUCAAGGCCCACGUGUCACCCCACGAGAUGUUACAGGCCGUAGUGCUGUGUAGCAAGAAGAACUUCCAGAUCACCAAGUAAGGUACGAUUUUAUUAUAUCACAUUCAGUUAGGCCGUGAGCCAUGAUUCUUAAGAACAAAAUGUUUUUAGUACAGUCAAAUGUAUGUACAGUUGAAGUCAGAAGUUUACAUACACCUUAGCCAAAUACAUUUAAACUCAGUUUUUCACAAUUCCUGACAUUUAAUCCUAGUACAAAUUCCCUGUCUUAGGUCAGUUAGGAUCACCACUUUAUUUUAAGAAUGUGAAAUGUCAGAAUAAUAGUAGAGCGAUUUAUUUCAGCUUUUAUUUCUUUCAUCACAUUCCCAGUGGGUCAGAAGUUUACAUACACUCAAUUAGUAUUUGGUAGCAUUGCCUUUAAAUAGUUUAACUUGGGUCAAACGUUUCGGGUAGCCUUCCACAAGCUUCCCACAAUAAGUUGGGUGAAUUUUGGCCCAUUCCUACUGACAGAGCUGGUGUACAGUGGGGGGGAAAAAAGUAUUUAGUCAGCCACCAAUUGUGCAAGUUCUCCCACUUAAAAAGAUGAGAGAGGCCUGUAAUUUUCAUCAUAGGUACACGUCAACUAUGACAGACAAAAUGAGAGAAAAAAAUCCAGAAAAUCACAUUGUAGGAUUUUUUAUGAAUUUAUUUGCAAAUUAUGGUGGAAAAUAAGUAUUUGGUCACCUACAAACAAGCAAGAUUUCUGGCUCUCACAGACCUGUAACUUCUUCUUUAAGAGGCUCCUCUGUCCUCCACUCGUUACCUGUAUUAAUGGCACCUGUUUGAACUUGUUAUCAGUAUAAAAGACACCUGUCCACAACCUCAAACAGUCACACUCCAAACUCCACUAUGGCCAAGACCAAAGAGCUGUCAAAGGACACCAGAAACAAAAUUGUAGACCUGCACCAGGCUGGGAAGACUGAAUCUGCAAUAGGUAAGCAGCUUGGUUUGAAGAAAUCAACUGUGGGAGCAAUUAUUAGGAAAUGGAAGACAUACAAGACCACUGAUAAUCUCUCUCGAUCUGGGGCUCCAUGCAAGAUCUCACCCCGUGGGGUCAAAAUGAUCACAAGAACGGUGAGCAAAAAUCCCAGAACCACACGGGGGGACCUAGUGAAUGACCUGCAGAGAGCUGGGACCAAAGUAACAAAGCCUACCAUCAGUAACACACUACGCCGCCAGGGACUCAAAUCCUGCAGUGCCAGACGUGUCCCCCUGCUUAAGCCAGUACAUGUCCAGGCCCGUCUGAAGUUUGCUAGAGUGCAUUUGGAUGAUCCAGAAGAGGAUUGGGAGAAUGUCAUAUGGUCAGAUGAAACCAAAAUAUAACUUUUUGGUAAAAACUCAACUCGUCGUGUUUGGAGGACAAAGAAUGCUGAGUUGCAUCCAAAGAACACCAUACCUACUGUGAAGCAUGGGGGUGGAAACAUCAUGCUUUGGGGCUGUUUUUCUGCAAAGGGACCAGGACGACUGAUCCGUGUAAAGGAAAGAAUGAAUGGGGCCAUGUAUCGUGAGAUUUUGAGUGAAAACCUCCUUCCAUCAGCAAGGGCAUUGAAGAUGAAACGUGGCUGGGUCUUUCAGCAUGACAAUGAUCCCAAACGCACCGCCCGGGCAACGAAGGAGUGGCUUCGUAAGAAGCAUUUCAAGGUCCUGGAGUGGCCUAGCCAGUCUCCAGAUCUCAACCCCAUAGAAAAUCUUUGGAGGGAGUUGAACGUCCAUGUUGCCCAGCGACAGCCCCAAAACAUCACUGCUCUAGAGGAGAUCUGCAUGGAGGAAUGGGCCAAAAUACCAGCAACAGUGUGUGAGAACCUUGUGAAGACUUACAGAAAAUGUUUGACCUGUGUCAUUGCCAACAAAGGGUAUAUAACAAAGUAUUGAGAAACUUUUGUUAUUGACCAAAUACUUAUUUUCCACCAUAAAUUGCUAAUAAAUUCAUUACAAAUCCUACAAUGUGUUUUUCUGGAUUUUUUUUUCUUCUCAUUUUGUCUGUCAUAGUUGACGUGUACCUAUGAUGAAAAUUACAGGCGCCUCUCAUCUUUUUAAGUGGGAGAACUGGCACAAUUGGUGGCUGACUAAAUACUUUUUUCCCCCACUGUAACUGAGUCAGGUUUGUAGGCCUCCUUGCUCGCACACGCUUUUUCAGUUCUGCCCACAAAUAUUCUAUAGGAUUGAGGUCAGGGCUUUGUGAUGGCCACUCCAAUACCUUGACUUUGUUGUCCUUAAGCCAUUUUGCCACAACUUUGGAAGUAUGCUUGGGGUCAUUGUCCAUUUGGAAGACACAUUUGCGACCAAGCUUUAACUUCCUGACUGAUGUCUUGAGAUGUUGCUUCAAUAUAUCCACAUCAUUUUCCUUCCUCAUGAUGCCAUCUAUUUUGUGAAGUGCACCAGUCCCUCCUGCAGCGAAGCACCCCCACAGCAUGAUGCUGCCAACCCUGUGCUUCAUGGUUGGGAUGGUGUUCUUCGGCUUGCAAGCCUUCCCCUUUUUCCUCCAAACAUAACAAUGGUCAUUAUGGCCAAACAGUUCUAUUUUUGUUUCAUCAGACCAGAGGACAUUUCUCCAAAAAGUACGAUCUUUGUCCCCAUGUGCAGUUGCAAACCUUAGUCGGGUUUUUUAUGGCGGUUUUGGAGCAGUGGCCUCUUCCUUGCUGAGCGGCCUUUCAGCUUAUGACGAUAUAGGACUCGUUUUACUGUGGAUAUAGAUACUUUUGUACCUGUUUCCUCCAGCAUCUUCACAAGGUCCUUUGCUGUUGUUCUGGGAUUGAUUUGCACGUUUCGCACCAAAUUACGUUCAUCUCUAGGAGACAGAACGCGUCUCCUUCCUGAGCGGUAUGACGGCUACGUGGUUCCAUGGUGUUUAUACUUGCGUACUAUUGUUUGUACAGAUGAACGUGGUACCUUCAGGCAUUUGGAAAUUGCUCCCAAGGAUGAACCAGACGUGUGGAGGUCUACAAUUUUUUUUGAGGUUUUGGCUGAUUUUCUUUUGAUUUUCACAUGUCAAGCAAAGAGGCACUGAGUUUGAAGGUAGGCCUUGAAAUACAUCCACAGGUACACCUCCAAUUGACUCAAAUGAUGUCAAUUAGCCUAUUAGAAGCUUCUAAAGCCAUGACAUAAUUUUCUGGAAUUUUCCAAGCUGUUUAAAGGCAGUCAACUUCUGACCCACUGGAAUUGUGAUACAGUGAAUUAUAAGUGAAAUAAUCUGUCUGUAAACAAUUGUUGGAAAAAUUACUUGUGUCAUGCACAAAGUAGAUGUCCUAACCAACUUGCCAAAACGAUAGUUUGUUAACAAGAAAUUUGUGGAGUGGUUGAAAAUGAGUUUUAAUGACUCCAACCUAAGUGUAUGUAAACUUCCGACUUCAACUGUAUGUGUUGCCCUUUAUGUUGCGAAUAAACUAAUCUGCUGAUUGGUCUCUGUCCUGUAGGGGAUGCUGUGGACUUUCUGUCAUGGUUCAUGAAUGCUCUGCACAGCGCACUGGGAGGAACCAAGAAGAAACCUUGUGAGUGGGAGGUGAAGGGGACUGAUGACUGGGGUGGAGGGAGUGAUGUUGGGGAAGGAUAUGACUUAAACCUUUUUCAUUGUCUUUAUCAUUCAGUGUUGUCUUCCUCACUAUACAACCUAUGAGAUUAACAAAGAUAUCUCCCUCUUCUGUCCCAUCUGUCGCCUAUCGCCAAUAUAGCAAGCCUUACCAAAGUGUUCCAGGGUUCCAUGCGUAUCUUCUCCAAGAAGCUUCCUCACCCAGAUUUGGUGAGUGGCUUAUUGUCAGACCUUUGUAAAAUGAAGACUGCAUCAUUGUAUCAAAGUUUAAAUCCUUACUUGUAAAUUCAUGACUUCAAUAUGAUUACAUAUUUGAAAAUCUAAAUAGUUAAUAUUACAUACCUUUCUCUCUCUCCAGCCACCAGAAGAGAAGGAGGCUCUGCUGUUGAAGGAGGAGUACCAGGAGGAGAUGUCGGAGUCUACCUUCCUCUUCCUGACCCUUGACCUCCCCACAGCCCCACUGUACAAGGAUGAGAAGGAGCAGCUCAUCAUCCCACAGGUCCCCCCCUUCAACAUCCUGGCAAAGUUUAACGGCAACACAGAGAAGGUACUGCCCUCAAACUCCCACUUACAUUAGCUCAGAGGAACAGCACUCCUAUCUUCAAGCCAACCAUCUCUCCCACCAAGUUAAAUGAAAACUAGCCUCAGAAGCCUAGGCUUCUCACGUUUUGUUUGAAAGCCUCAUGAAGACGGUAUAAAGGGGUGGGCUAGAUGGAAACUAGUGAUGCGUUGCCACUUAUCAAGCCAAACAAAUGUUGCAUGGGUUGCUCUACCAACCAAUGUUGUUUCAGAAAAAUUCUGACUUGCAACAAGCUAGCUAGCAUAGGAUACAAAACUAAUGCUGCAUAGGCUACUAAAACAAAAGCGAGUGUUAACAGCCAGCGCUCCCAUCCAAAGCAAAAUCUUUCAAAAGUCGAGUCAACGGGACAAGAUUUGGAAAGAUGGUCUGUGAGACUUCAGCUUCUGUUUGAAAUAAUCUUAAGUGCUUUAUCACCUCUUGAUUUUCCUCACCUCUUCGCACUUUCCUCUGGUCCCUUCACCCUCCUGUUUGCUUUUAGGAGUAUAAAACCUACAAAGGGAAUUUCCUCAAAAGGUUCCAGUUGCUCAAGCUUCCCCCCUAUCUCAUCCUCUGCAUCAAGAGGUUCACCAAGAACAACUUCUUUGUGGAGAAGAACCCCACCAUCGUCAACUUCCCCUUCACGUAAGAGAUUGUUGCAUACUUUCCCCAUGUACUCAAUGGUUAUUUAGCAUCAUGCUCAGCCUGAUGAUUUCAUGUCUGUAUUUUUGACUCCUUGCAUUUGCUCCUUGACCAGGAACGUAGACCUUCGUGAGUACCUGACAGAAGAGGCACAGGUCACAGAGAAGAACACCACCUAUGACCUGGUGGCCAACGUGGUGCAUGAUGGGAAGCCCACUGAUGGGGCAUACAGAAUACAUGUCCUGCAUCAUGUAAGUGACAGCUGCAUUUUUUAGGACUUUCUCCUAGUGUACUCUAAAGGAUCACAUUUGCAGAGCUUUAGAUGUGCAGUAUUUUAUGACAUAGUGAAAUAAAUACUCGUCCUGUUCAGUUAUUGGUGCUAAUGUGUGCCUUUUUUGGGGGGUCACUGAAGGGCACUGGGAAGUGGUACGAGCUGCAGGACCUACAGGUGACAGAUAUCCUGCCCCAGAUGAUCACACUGUCAGAGGCCUACAUUCAGGUAAGCUCUGUUGUCACAUUGACAACUGAUUAUACAAGAUGCUGUUCUCUAAUUUACAGGUUUAUGUCUAGAUAAGUUACUGACUCCCUGUAACUGUCAGUUGUGUUGUGUGGUUCUGUGUUCCAGAUUUGGAAAAGAAGAGAGAACAAAGAUGACAAAACUAACCACACAGGGGUGUGAAUAAGGCAUUGAUCGUAUUGAAAGAUUGAUUGUACAGGCAAGAGAUGUCACUUGCCGGCCAGUGGUCAGACGAGCCCCAAAAAGCCACCAGAGUGGAACUGGACACUGUCCAAGAUUACCUAACGGUAAGCCCCCACCACAGGACUUUUUAUUUGUCGAUUUUGGAUAUUGAGAAAACAAUGUCUACUAUUUUUUUGUUCUUCACGUCAGCUUUUAACUG